Messenger RNA from Esox lucius (northern pike), 1571 nucleotides. RefSeq names its product DEAD (Asp-Glu-Ala-Asp) box polypeptide 39Ab (gene ddx39ab). The record is from RefSeq and is a predicted model, not a curated record. NCBI's taxonomy places the organism in Eukaryota, Metazoa, Chordata, Actinopteri, Esociformes, Esocidae. Bases 144 to 1424 code for a protein of 426 amino acids. Gene Ontology annotation, molecular function: RNA helicase activity; RNA binding; ATP binding. Gene Ontology annotation, biological process: mRNA export from nucleus; mRNA splicing, via spliceosome. The transcript has 10 exons.
CAAGUCGACGAGUAAACCAACCAAUGGUAUCUAUGUAUUUAGGAGAGGCGGAAGUUCCGGAUGGUAGUAUUCACUGAGGCCUCCUCAUGUGGUAUUGAGUAGUGUAAUACAGAGACUGAGUUGUAACAUCAUUGUAAGACAGAAUGGCUGAGAAUGAUGUUGACAGUGAGCUCCUUGACUACGAAGAGGACGAGCCUCAAGUAGCUACUGAGACCGCUGUCCCACCCGGCAAGAAAGAUGUGAAGGGCUCCUAUGUCUCUAUUCACAGCUCUGGCUUCAGGGAUUUCCUGCUCAAACCAGAACUACUCCGUGCCAUUGUGGACUGUGGCUUUGAGCACCCUUCUGAAGUCCAACAUGAGUGCAUACCUCAAGCCAUUCUGGGCAUGGACAUCCUGUGCCAGGCCAAGUCUGGUAUGGGCAAGACUGCAGUGUUUGUUCUUGCCACACUACAGCAGAUUGAGCCUGUGGAUGGACAGGUCUCCGUUCUGGUAAUGUGCCAUACCAGAGAGCUGGCCUUCCAGAUCAGCAAAGAGUACGAGCGCUUCUCCAAGUACAUGCCCACAGUCAAGGCAGCCGUGUUCUUUGGAGGCCUCACAAUCAAGAAGGACGAGGACGUGCUGAAGAAGAACUGCCCCCACAUAGUGGUGGGGACGCCUGGUCGCAUUCUGGCCCUCAUCCGUAACAAGACACUCAACCUCAAGAACGUUAAGCACUUUGUCCUGGAUGAGUGUGACAAGAUGCUGGAGCAGCUGGACAUGAGGCGUGACGUACAGGACAUCUUUAGGCUCACGCCCCACGAGAAGCAGUGCAUGAUGUUCAGCGCCACACUCAGCAAGGAGAUUCGACCCGUUUGCCGCAAAUUCAUGCAAGAUCCCAUGGAGGUGUUUGUGGACGACGAGACCAAGCUGACCCUGCACGGCCUGCAGCAGUACUACUGCAAACUGAAGGACAGCGAGAAGAACCGCAAGCUCUUUGACCUUCUUGAUGUGCUGGAAUUCAACCAGGUGGUGAUCUUUGUCAAGUCAGUGCAGCGUUGUGUGGCCCUGUCUCAGCUACUGGUGGAGCAGAACUUCCCUGCCAUCGCCAUCCACAGGGGCAUGGCUCAGGAGGAGAGGCUGUCCCGCUACCAGCAGUUCAAGGACUUCCAAAGGCGAAUCUUGGUGGCCACCAACCUGUUUGGCCGAGGGAUGGAUAUCGAGCGAGUCAACAUUGUCUUCAAUUACGACAUGCCCGAGGACUCCGAUACUUACUUGCACAGGGUGGCCCGUGCUGGCAGGUUUGGAACAAAGGGCCUGGCGGUGACCUUUGUGUCAGACGAGACGGACGCCAAGACCUUGAAUGACGUGCAGGACCGCUUUGAGGUGAACGUGGCCGAGCUGCCCGAGGAGAUCGACAUCUCCACUUACAUUGAACAGUCCAGAUGAGUCCUCCAUCCAAGAGGGAAUGUCGCCAAACUCCAAAUUGCUGUGUGUGGAUUGAAAAAGUGAUUAUUUUAAAGCUCUACUCCUUGACUGUGUUUGUAUGGAAAAUUUCAUCAAACUUUGAAAUAAUGUUUGUCUUGGGGGGGGGGG